UUUUUUCAGCUCAGAAUGACAGUUAAAGAUCACAUACUACCAAAUGAUCAACCUAUAAGCGAGCUGGAAUGUGAGGUUGCAUUUAAUGCGCUCACUGACAGUGAAAAACUCUAUGCUCACUACCUAAGCCAAGCUUCUUGGGAAGGUGGCCUUAUAACUGCUGUCCAGACCUCACCAGAGUCACCUUUAAUUUUCAGUUUUCUAUUUCAACUGUUGUCUGGUCAGCCUCUUUCUGAAUUAAAGGAAAAGGCCUUAGAGAAAGUUACAGAAGAUGAAUACACAGCUCUUCUGGUAUAUGCCUGUGGGGUGUUUGCCAAUUCAGGAAACUACAAGGGAUUUGGUGACUCGAAAAUCAUUCCAGGACUGCCACAAGAAAAAUUAGAAGAGAUAGUCCAAGUGUCUGGAGCAUACUCCAAACAGCCAAAGCUGUUCAAGAGUUUGUGGGACAAUUGUAAGAGUGGAAUAUAUUCCCUAAAUGACAAAGACAGAAGCUUGGGAUUCUGGGACAAGGGUGUUACAACUUACUUUUCUUCUAAUUGCACAAUUGAAGAUUCCAAGAUAAUCAAAGCUUAUCUUACUCAAAUAAAAAUGGAAGCAUAUAACUGUCGGACUUUCAAAACAACUGAAGAAGGAAAAACUGUGUAUGAAAUCAGACUGGCGUCUGCUCAGACUGGUGUUGACUCCAGUUUCAUGCCGGCAGAGGCAGAGUUCCAGGGGUGUGUGUUCAGAGUGACGCGAGGAGACUACGCUCCACUCAUGCGGAGAGUGGCUGACAAGCUUACAUCUGCCAAGGAAUAUGCUGCUACUUCUUUUGAGCAAUUGAUGCUGCAAGAAUACAUCAAGAGUUUUACAACAGGCAGUUUAAAUGCACACAAAGAAGGCUCUAGAUUCUGGAUUAAAGACAAAGGUCCUAUUAUUGAAACGUAUAUUGGUUUUAUUGAGACCUACAGAGAUCCCUCUGGGCAGAGGGGAGAGUUUGAAGGCUUUGUUGCGAUGGUGAACAAGGAGAUGUCAAAGAAAUUUGGUGCCCUCCUAGAGUCUGCCCCUUCAAUGUUGAAAAAAUUGCCCUGGCCUUCAACAUUUGAAAAAGACACGUUUCUGAAACCGGACUUUACAUCGUUGGAUGUCCUUACAUUUUCAGGAUCAGGGAUUCCUGCAGGGAUCAACAUUCCUAACUAUGAUGAAAUUCGUCAGAAUGAAGGUUUCAAAAACGUGUCUCUUGGAAAUGUCAUACCUGCAAGUAUAAUGGGUAGAAAAAUAUCAUUUCUCAGUCCAGAGGAUGAAGCGUUAUUGGUCAAACAUGCUGUUGCUUCCUUUGAGGUACAAGUUGGUCUACAUGAACUCCUUGGUCAUGGAAGUGGAAAACUUCUGCGAAAGGAGUCUGGUAAAUUCAAUUUUGAUGAAGAGAAUCUGAUAAAUCCUCUAACCAAAGAAAAGGUUGCAAGUUGGUACGAGGAAGGUGAAACCUACGAUUCGCUGUUCGCAAGUAUGGGCUCAGCUUAUGAAGAGUGCAGAGCGGAGUGCGUUGGUCUCUAUCUCAGCUUGGAGCCUGAUGUCAUAAAAAUCUUUGGCCAUGAGGGAGAAGUGGCUGAUGAAGUGAUCUACACAAACUGGCUGGCCAUGGUCUGGAACGGCACCUGCAAGGCAUUGGAGAUGUACCAACCAGCAACCAAGUCUUGGCUCCAGGCUCAUUCACAAGCAAGGUUCGUGAUUCUGCAAGUGUUGUUGGAGGCUGGUGAGGGACUGGUGACUGUGAGUGAGACGGAGCCAGGACAGAACUUAUUGCUGACUCUGGACCGCAAAAAGUUGCAUACUGUUGGCAAACGUGCCAUUGGUGAUUUCCUGCAGAAACUACAGGUGUACAAAUCAUGUGCAAACGUAGAGGAAGCCACCAAAAUGUUCAACAAAUAUUCAGAAGUGAAGGAUGAAGGUCCAUACCCUUGGGCCAAAUGGAGGGAUAUUAUCAUGGCACACAAACAACCUCGCAAGAUAUUUGUACAGGCCAAUACUCAGAUUAAAGAUGGCAAAGUCACUCUGAAGCGAUACGAACCAAACGUUGAUGGUCUUAUCCAAUCCUGGCUCGACAGAGUCAAUGUGCAAGAACACAGCGGAAUCCUCGAAGAGUUGUGGGAAGCUGACAGAAAACAUUUUUGAUUGUGAAAGAUACAUAUUGUAUUAAGAAGUUAAACAGAUGCCUUCGAUCCAGUAUUAAGUUAUAAGUGAAACUUUUUUUAUAUCUGGCAAGAAUGGCAGAAUUCUAAUUCUCACUAUAAUAAUGAACCUAUUAUAUACAAUAACUUUUAAACACUGUGCUUUGUACCAGUAAUAAAUUACUGAAAGGUA
Homalodisca vitripennis (glassy-winged sharpshooter) is the source of this 2343-nucleotide messenger RNA. RefSeq names its product dipeptidyl peptidase 3 (gene DppIII). The record is from RefSeq and is a predicted model, not a curated record. NCBI's taxonomy places the organism in Eukaryota, Metazoa, Arthropoda, Insecta, Hemiptera, Cicadellidae. Gene Ontology annotation, molecular function: metalloexopeptidase activity; dipeptidyl-peptidase activity. The coding region runs from base 16 to 2154 and encodes 712 amino acids. The transcript is spliced from 14 exons. Gene Ontology annotation, biological process: proteolysis. Gene Ontology annotation, cellular component: cytoplasm.